This is a messenger RNA of Engraulis encrasicolus (European anchovy), 5545 nucleotides long. Its product is annotated as laminin subunit alpha-3-like. The record is from RefSeq and is a predicted model, not a curated record. Gene Ontology annotation, biological process: cell-cell adhesion; regulation of embryonic development; tissue development. Gene Ontology annotation, cellular component: basement membrane; laminin-332 trimer. Lineage: Eukaryota; Metazoa; Chordata; Actinopteri; Clupeiformes; Engraulidae. Gene Ontology annotation, molecular function: integrin binding. Bases 13 to 5442 code for a protein of 1809 amino acids. The transcript has 40 exons.
AGUGAGCUAAUCAUGCUAGCUGCUGUGCUGAGGAUGUGGGUGUGGGUCGGGGUGCUUGGUCUUUGUCUGGGCCGACCGGGGAAGACCCCAGGGGGACACAGGGCUCUUCAGAGGAGACAGGUGGCGGGAAACAACAACAACAACAAGCACUGGGAGGACAACUUCCUGUCUCGGAAAUACUGUGACCCUUCAGGCAACAACAGCUCUGCCGGGAAUAUCGUUCAGCCGUGCGGUGUUGGACAGUAUCGUGAGUGGAGAGGCCCCUUCAAAGGCCUGUGUGUGACCUGCAGCUGCAACGGCCUGUCUCAUCACUGCGACCCACACACCGGGAAAUGCCUGGAUUGUCAGUACAACACCGCUGGUGACCACUGUGAGUACUGUGCAGAAGGAUACUAUGGCGACGCGGCUCAAAGGACGUGCCGUUUGUGCCCAUGUCCGUUUUCCAUACCGUCCAAUAGUUUUGCCCUGGGGUGUAUGCAGGUGGGUGAUUCGGAUGUGGAGUGUGUAUGUAGGCCAGGCUACGCUGGGAUGAGGUGUGAAAGGUGCUCACCUGGUUACUAUGGAAACCCCAUGUUGCCGUACGGGAGAUGCCAGCCAUGUAACUGUCCCCAUGGCAACACCAACACUUGUCACCCGUUAACUGGAGAGUGCAACACGAAACCUGAUGGGGACAACUGCCAAGAGUGUGAUGUGUGUGUUGUGGAGCUGAUGAAAGAGCUGGAGGCCAUGGAUCCAGAGCUGUCUCGACUGCGGGAGGAGCUGCUGAGAUACAACGGCUCCAUCGCCCCCCUCCCCCAACUCAAGAGGCUGGAGGACGCCAUCUUGGAAACCAGGGGGCUGGUGCGAGGGUUCAACUCCUCGGUGACCACCCUGAGGUCAAAGGUUAAGCAGCUGGAGACAGACACGACGACCAUCGACGAGGACCUGAACACACUCGACAACAAGGCAAGGAAUCUCUCUGCCAGGUCUGAUGUUGUCGUGGGGAACGUGACCGAAACUCGCGACCGAGGUCAAGAUCUGUUGCUCGGAGUUGAGGACCUGUUAAAACAUAUACAAGAGCUGCUGGAUGACUUGAAGUUUACUAACUACAGCAGUGGGGUGGUACCCGAGGAGGAUGCUGAGCGGAUGCUGCGGGAGGCGGAGCGACUGCUGGAGGAGAUGAGGAGGAGAAACUGUUCCGGACCGCGGACCGCCGCCCUCCACGAGAUGGAACUUGCCCAGAACCUGCUCGAUUCCAUCACCAACGUCACAUGGCUCUCGAGCACCAAUCAGGAGCUGGCUGAGCAGAUCGGGGAGUCUCUGAUGAGGAAUAUGAUUGGUCUACGGGAUCUGCAGAAGGCCCUGGCACAUGCAGAGGACACGGUGCAUCGAGCUCAACAACACAACAUGCACAGCAUACACACACUGGCCAAACUGAAGAUUCGAGCGAGGGAGCUGGUGGAGGAGAGAGACAUCGUGACCUCUGACCUGCAGAUGGCUGCAGCGUUGCUAGGCAAUGUGUCUGACAUGCUAAGCAUGCUCCAGGACAGCAAGAGGGAGUAUGAGCAUUUGGCUGCUCAGCUAGACGGAGCGAAGAAUGACCUUGUGAGGAAGCUGAACUCUCUCUCCUCUCUGCCCCAGGUGGUCAAUACAGUCCUUCGUGCUGAGGAGCAUGCUAAGAAACUCUUUGAUGCUGCCAUGGACUUCACUAUGGAUCUGCAGAGGGUGUUAAAUGGUUCGAGUGUGCAGCGAGCACUUGACGUCAUCAGGGCCUACGCCAACAUCACCGCGGCGAUAGAGCAGGCGGAGAGGGCAGCCAGAGAGGCCAAACAGGCCGCCGACACAGCAAUGGAGGACAUCAUGAAGAAGAAUCUUACCACCAGGGCAGAGCAGCUGUCAAAGGAUGCAAGCAGCCUGCUGUCUCAAGCCAACGACACACACAAGAACCUUACAGCUGCGGUGGCGGAGGUGGAUCACCAACUGAAGAGAGUUCAUAAUGCCUCAAACAAGAUGGCCGCUCUCUGGAGAGACCUCAGAGCACAGCAACAACGCCUUAAAGACAUCGACACACACAGAGCCCGUACAGUUGCUUUGCUGAAUGCCACCAAGUCUGCCGUGUCCAAGGCAGAGGGCAAGGUCAACGCCACGGUAACCAGGGUUCAGGAGAUGGAGGAGGGGCUUAAGGAAAUCAAGAUUCCGGGAGGAGGAGGAGGGUCGGAACUAGACGACCUUCUCAGGCAGACCAACGAAACAUUGCAGACCCUGAGUGAGACACUGCCCUCUCUGAAUGAGACGCUGGAGGAGGUGGAGAGCCUCAGCACGAUGGCGCCCCCCAGUGACAACAUGACAGACAGCAUGCGGAGGAUCAGAGAGCUGAUUCAACAGGCACGCCAGAUGGCCAACGCCAUCAAGGUGCCCAUGAUGUUUACGGGUGAGGGCUUCGUUGAACUCCGACCUCCAGUUGACCCCGGUGACCUACGGGCCGUCACGAACUUUGACCUCCUCCUCCAGCGGCCCGCUCUGCCCAAGAAGCCCUCGCGUGGCGACCAGGCGGCCCUUAAGCGCAGACGCAGACGCAGGAGGAGGGGCAGGGGAAAACCGGCACACACCUCUGGACACAUAGCCGCACUUAAGGACAGAUGGGGACACACCCCUGCAGAUACACACACACACACCACCGGACACACCUCCACUCUCAAGGGCACAUUGGAACACACACCCGGACCUAGCCCCAGACUCGCACCUGCACUCAGGGGAAGGCGGGCACACACCCUCGGACACACACCCACUCGGAAACACACAAAGAGGCAAAGCCCAGAUGAAGCAAAGGAUGCUUUUGUGCUCUACCUUGGUAGCAAGAACGCGACAGGUGACUUCAUAGGCCUGGUGUUGAGGGAUGGUGUGCUGCACAGCAUGUACCGGCUGGGUGGCGACUUCCAGGAGAUGAAGAUCAGCAACGUGACGCGAUCCGACAACGCCGCAGCCAGAUACGACCGCCUAGACUUCCAGAGGAUCUACCAGGAUAUGGAGGUAAAGUAUACGCAGGGCUUCUCUUCCAAAAGCCCUGUGGAUCUCUCCCCCAUCACCCUGCGGCCUGAUUCCUCACACGGUCUCUUCCACCUGGACCUAGACCCAAACGCCACCGUCCUCUACCUGGGUGGACACCCACUCGACUUCACUCCUCCACUGGACAUGGGUAACGGCUUGGUCCCCUAUCACGGCUGCAUGGAGAUCUCCACCCUCAACCACAGGGUCAUCGGCCUCUACAACUUCCGUCAGGCGGUCAAUGUCAACGUGGAGAAGCCUUGUCAUAGGCAGGUGAUCCGUGACAAGGGUCAGAACCUGUACUUCGACGGCACUGGCUACGGCAAGGUGAACAUCAAGAACUUCAGAAAAAAAAUCCAGCUCAGGGUCAAGAGCUUGCUGAAGCAUUUCCUGCUCUUCUUCAUUGGAAAUGAGCGAUCCUAUUAUACUGUCACAGUGGAGAAUGGACACAUGGUGUUGAAGGGGAUGCUGGAUGGAAAGCUCCAUUCCAACACCUCCGCCAAGCAGCUCUUCCCAACGAGCGAUGACCCCAUUGCCAUUGACCUUUCGUUCGAACAACAAGAACUGAAACUCCGCCACACCACAGGAGUGAUAACCAUCAAGUACAAGAAAGACAGCUUCAACUCCUUCUACAUCGGUGGCAUUCCCGACACUUAUAGAUGGAGGAGUGGCAUUAGGGACCCCGCUAUGAAGGGGUUUGUGACACUGCUGAAGGUCGACAACGAGCACAAGAGUUUCACAGAGAGACUGGGCGUCAUCAGAGACCACAGGAAAGAGCUGCUGGAUAUCCGGCAUGUGGACCUCCAGGCGGGUAGCUCCCUAUCCGAGCCCCUUGUCCCACUGGAGGACCUCAUCGGCCUGGGAUUCAAGACCACCCACCCUGGGGGCACCCUGCUGAGGACCACCAAAGAGGCCCAGGGGCUGGCGUUGGCGCUGUCUGGCGGCCAUGUCGAGUUCAGGGCUGGGCGGCAGGCCGUGAUGUCACAUGGCAAAUACAACGAUGGCAAAUGGCAUUAUGUAACCGCCGUUAUAAAGCCAGGGCUACAGCUCACAGUGGAUGACAGUGACACAGGAACCAACCAACCGGCUUCCUCCGCGACCGUAACCAGUGGAAACAACCUGACUCUGGGGGGCGAUGCUUUCCUAGGCUGCCUAGGAGAUGUCUACCUCAGAAGGAAUGGGGGGCGCUAUGCACCAGCUGACCUGUCCCAGUUCUCAGCCCGUGGAGACGUGAUCCCGGGGGAGUGUAGAGUGGAACCCCCACCUCAGGCCCUCACACACAAACCCAAACACAAAGACAACAACAAAAACAAACGGGGUAGUGCUGGGGGACCUGAGGGCUGUGAGGCUCCUGCGGUCCUGCUUCAGUCCUUUCGCCUGAUUGGUCAAAACAGCCAGCUGAGUUUUCACAUACCACCAGAGGAGCUCAACUACAGGCCGCAUUUCUCGAUGGUGUUGAAGACGUUGUCCUCCGAGGGCCUGAUCCUCCACAUGAGCGUGAAACAAAAUGGCGCCCACGACCACGUGGCCCUCUACGUCAAUAAGGGAAUACUGCAUAUGGCCGUGGGCAAACACACCAUCCACCACGACACCAGGGUGGAUGACAACCAGUGGCACAAGGUGGACAUGAGCGUGGAGGAAUACAGCUUCCACCUGCUGGUGGAUGGGCUUAGACAGGACGAUGGAGAGCUACCUGCAGGGACCUACCUCAGCUCACCUGUUUACCUGGGCGCUGACCUUUCACCCUCCAAAAGUGGCGCACAGAACAAAUUGCCGAAGACCAGUGUCACAGGCUGCAUCUACAACUUCAAGUUCCAGAGCGACUUGGUGGGGCAGCCAGUUGCCAAGGUGGGAGUGUCACAUUGCUAUGAGAGUGAAGAGGAGCCUGGUGUCUUUUUCCCUGGGGAAGCAGCAUAUCUAAAGUCCAAAAAUCCAGUGGAGGUGCAGAGUAAGUUUCACCUCACAUUUAACAUCCGUCCUCGACAAGCCCAAGGAAUACUAUUCCAUACCAGCGGGAAGCACAGCCAACACCUCAGUGUUUAUCUGCAGAGCGACAAGAUAAUAGCACAGGCCAAUGACGGGAAAGGAGACUACAGUGUGUCCAUAGCUGUCCCAGGAAACCUGUGCACCUCAUUCCACUCCGUCUCAGUGCACAAGCAGAAGAGGUCUUUGAGGCUGGAGUUGGGCACGAUCUCCAGACACGCACAGGGCCCCUCCUCUGGCAGCUUUCUCUUCAGUGACCCAGGCUUCUUCUAUUUUGGCGGAGUACCAGCCCAGCUUCAGGACCAGGAGACAGCAGGGGGGAUGUCUUACAUGGGCUGCCUUCGACAGGUGAUGCUGAAUGGACAAGCAGUGUCACUGGAGUCCCUCUACACAUCUCACGGACCAGCCGGCCUACAUGGAUGCCCCGCAGACUAAGGAACGAAUAGAUGACCCCCCCCCCCCACACACACACACAGACACACACAUGCAUGCAUGUGCGCACACACUUUCUCUCUCUUCUCACUUUCUUCUCUCUCUC